This is a messenger RNA of Selaginella moellendorffii, 3186 nucleotides long. Its product is annotated as putative pentatricopeptide repeat-containing protein At1g69350, mitochondrial. Bases 103 to 2415 code for a protein of 770 amino acids. The record is from RefSeq and is a predicted model, not a curated record. NCBI's taxonomy places the organism in Eukaryota, Viridiplantae, Streptophyta, Lycopodiopsida, Selaginellales, Selaginellaceae. The transcript has a single exon. Gene Ontology annotation, cellular component: intracellular membrane-bounded organelle. Gene Ontology annotation, biological process: RNA modification. Gene Ontology annotation, molecular function: RNA binding; protein binding.
CUUGAUACUAUAAUUAUAAAGGCGCUUCCCUAGUGUUAACACCAAGGAUCCUCUCGUGGAGAGCUUUGCAAAAUAUUUUGCUAAGCCAACAAAGCAUGAUUGAUGAGCGCGGUUCUUGGACAGCAGCGCCAAUGCCGAGCCUCGCCGGACGACAUCUCUCCGGCUGCUCCUCACAGAACGCGAGCCUCGAUCCAGGCACUCGCGGCGCUGCUGCGGCAAUGCAGGGAUCUGCGCGAGGGCAUCGCGAUCCACGCGCGGUUGCGAGACUCUGGUCAGGAGUCGGGCACGCUGCUCGGGAAUCUCCUCUUGCAGAUGUAUGGCAGGUGCCGGAGCGCGCCGCUGGCCCGCGCUGCCUUUGAUCACAUCGCCGCCAAGAACGUUUACAGCUGGACGAUGAUGAUCUCGGCAUAUGCCCAGAAUGGGCAUCCUUGGGAGGCUCUCCAGAUCUUCCAUGGAAUGGAUCUGGAGGGGGUCUUGCCGGAUGAGUUCGUCUUCUCGGCGGUUCUUGGUGCGUGCUGCAAGGCGGGCGCUCUUGGACAGGGGCGAGCGAUUCACCAGCGCAUCUCUAGGCUGGGAUUACAUUGCGAUGUGGUGAUCCAGAACUCGCUAAUGAUCAUGUACGCGAAAUCUGGAAGUUUGGGCGAAGCUUGUCAGGUAUUUGAUUCCAUGGCCGUGAAAGAUGUAAUCUCGUGGAACUCAAUGCUAGCAGCAUUUGCCAAGAGAGGGCAUUAUGAAACUGGGCUUGAGCUCUUUGGGAAGAUCGACGUCGAGCCUGACCUCGCCACCUUUGUGAUUGUUUUGGGAUUGUGCUGUUCUCCUUUUGGCGAUAGUGGGUUUUUUCUUGUACAAGGCCGACUUAUACAUCAGCAAAUCGUUUCCCGGCAGCUCGAAUCCGACUUGGUUCUCCAAAACGCUCUGCUAAACAUGUAUGCGAAGAGAGGCAGCAUUACGGAAGCUAGAGAUGUUUUCAACAGGAUGAGCAGAAGAGAUCAUGUCAGCUGGAAUGCUAUGAUUGCAGCAAAUGCCCACACUGGUGAUUUUCUCGAAGCUUUUAAGCUCCUGAGGAGGAUGGAACUCGAUGGAGUCAAGCCUGAUGAUUUUACAUUUUCCACCAUUCUCCUCGCUUGUGCGAGCUCCUCUGGCAUCCGGUUUGGGAAGGAGAUUCUUUCGCGAGCGCUCCAGUGUGGUACAAGCGACCAAGUCGUGCAAACAGCGGCACUUAACAUGUAUGCGAAAGGUGGCAGCCUUGAAGAAGCUAGAGCUUUGUUUGAGGAGAUGGAGCACCGGGAUACAGUGUCUUGGAGUGCCAUGAUUUCGGCCCAUGCCCAGUUUGGGCAUAGCCGGGAAGCUCUCCAGCUCUACAGGAAUAUGUGCCUUGAGGGAGCCCAGCCGGAUAGCUUCACUUUCUCGAGCGUUAUCGAGGCAUGCUCGGAGCUGCGAGACUUGGAGAGUGGCAAGUCUAUCCACGCUCGAGUUGCUUCCACUGGGAUGGUCGAGCGUGAUCUCGUCGUUGGGACAUCUCUGGUGGAUCUCUACGCCAAGUGUGGGGAGCUCGAGCCUGCUAAAUCCAUCUUCGAUGCAAUGCAAAGGAGGAACACGGUUACAUGGAACGCGAUGCUCGCCGGGUAUGCCCAACACGGGUAUAACACACAAGCGCUCGAGCUGUACGAGCUUCUUCUUUCGAAAGGCACUGAAAAGCCGGAUAGCUACACUUACGCUACUAUUCUAAGCGUUUGUGCCAACAUGGUUUCAGUGAAAGAUGGCAGGGAGAUCCACGCCCAGCUCGCUGACCAAGAUUUCGUGGUGGCCACCGCGCUCAUGGACAUGUAUGCCAAGUGCGGGAGCUUCAACGAGGCAGCAGCGGUGUUUUGGAAGCUCAAGCACAAGGAUUCAAUCUCCUGGAAUGCGAUGCUUGCGACUUAUGCUCAUUUCGGUCAGACCAACGAGGCGAUCCAUCACUUGCGGCUCAUUUUCCUGGAAGGCAUAGCUCCUAACGAGCUCAGCUUCAACACCAUCCUUCACGCAUGCAGCCACAGAGGGCUGCUCAAGCCUGGCUACGAGUUCUUCAUGUCGAUGAGCGGCGACCAUGGGAUCUUUCCAAACGCGGACAACUUUCAUUGCAUGACGGAUUUGUUGGCUCGCUCAGGGCAACUGGGAGAGGCUGAGGAUCUCAUCAAAGCUAUGCCUUUUGAGCCGCAAGCUCUUGCUUGGACGACGCUACUCUCGGCUUGUAGCCAGCAAAGUGAUGCGAAAGGAGCUGAUGAUCGAGCUGCUGGACAGAUUAUUGAUAUGCGACACCAUGACGCGCACUGCUAUGAAUCAGCUCCUUACAUUCUACUCUCCUCCACAAAGCUUUCGACUGUAGGAGAGACUACGUCUCAAGAAAUAAUCAGUAGCAAAGCUAAAAAGGAAUAAAGUGGUGCCAGCACCUUGUCUGUAACAUACGCCCUGGCUAGCUUCUUGGAGGUGACGGCGUAAGUCUCUUCAUCCUCGAGUGUUAUGUGAUCUCUCACCAUCUGAGAGCCACAACACUGGAUCGCACUCUUAAGCUUGCCAUGGUGCAUGCCUGUCUUGGAUCCCCACUCUCGUCUACCUCUGCUUUUUGAUGCUUGAACACCCGAUUGUUGAGCGUGUCCGGAGACCAAGUCGGGAUGAAAAGCUUAAUCACAUAAUCUCCCUUCAUGAAAAAGUGACCGUGAUUCUGCAGGUACGAUCUUGCAAGGCCUUCAUCGAUCUCCCAGUCCGCCAGGUACCACACCGUGCCUUCCUCUUUGGCCUUCUUGCCGUUCUUAGAACCUGUUGGAUUCUCUGAACUUGAGAAGGCUUCUUCGGGAGGAGCUCCCACAGGAGCACGAAGACAAAGCCGACUUGCCAAUCCCCAGCGCAACCACGGAAGCUACCUCUGACGUCUGUGCGUAGCAACUCCUCACCUACACCAGCGGCUCGUGCCUUCUUGAGUAUCGCAGACACUGCAGAAACUUAUGCCUGGACUUGUCGAGUAGCGGCGUCUUUGAGAAGGCUCCCAGCUGCCCAUAGCGGUGUCAGCAAUCACUCGCUCUCGUUGCAGACUUUGCGACCAAGCCAGAAUAGCCAACAUUAAAAUUUUGUUAAUUAAGCUACAAGUCUGAAACAACAACUAGAAGAAUGUGCCCCUUUAUGUGAAAAUUUAGAUGCAUGUAAAGGGCU